Molecule: messenger RNA, 598 nt
Organism: Sphaeroforma arctica JP610
Lineage: Eukaryota; Ichthyosporea; Ichthyophonida
Exons: 4
Source: RefSeq, a predicted model, not a curated record
GAGCACGAAGCAUUCGACGCGAAGUCCAUGACAGUGUUCACAUGCGAUGCAACGGAGACAUCGUUGACAGACAAUAUACCCGCCGAGAGCCUAGACAUGGCUUCAUUGAUGUUUGUACUGUCUGCUAUGCACCCCAAUAAAAUGCACAGGGCAGUUCUGAAUGUAGCAGCGGUGCUAAAACCCGGGGCGAUCGUCAUCUUCCGCGACUAUGGCAUGUAUGACGAAGCCAUGUUGAGAUUCAAAAGUGGAGCGAAGUUAGCCGACCGCUUCUAUGUACGCAACGAUGGCACCCGAGCUUUCUACUUUGACCUCAAUGAAGCAGAAGCCCUCUUCAGGCGGUGUGGCCUGACUGUAGUACACGCUGAAUACGCCAAGCGAGAGGUGGUCAACAGAAAGGAGCAGAAGACUAUGAACCGCAUAUUCGUGCAAAUGGUGCUGAGGAAAUGAAUUGGCUCUAGCUCAUAUCACAAUAUUUAACAAUUAGGUACCAUACCGAGGUUUGAGUAUAUAGUUAGCAAAUUGAAUCAUUAAUAAUUAAGUACAAUUCUAGGUUGUUAGUAUAUAAUUAGUAUAUUAAAUCAUUAAUAAUUAGGUACCA